Aspergillus terreus NIH2624 is the source of this 438-nucleotide messenger RNA. It is a transcript of the gene loc1, whose product is annotated as 66S preribosome component LOC1. The coding region runs from base 1 to 438 and encodes 145 amino acids. Gene Ontology annotation, molecular function: mRNA binding. The transcript has 2 exons. The record is from RefSeq and is a predicted model, not a curated record. Gene Ontology annotation, biological process: ribosomal large subunit biogenesis; intracellular mRNA localization. Lineage: Eukaryota; Fungi; Ascomycota; Eurotiomycetes; Eurotiales; Aspergillaceae. Gene Ontology annotation, cellular component: nucleolus; preribosome, large subunit precursor.
AUGGCGCCAACUAAAGGCUCUGCCAAGGGCAAGGCCGACUCGAAGAAAAGCAAUCCCCUCGCCUCCGCGUCGAAAGUGAGCAAGAAGAAGGCCGCCAAGCGCCCGCCGCCACAGGAAGUCAAGUCCAAGGCACGCACCGAAGCGUCGCAGUUGAAGAAGACAAAGAAGAGAGAGUAUAGCGAGGCCGAGCUAGAUCUCCCGAAGCUUAACUCGAUUACGCCGGUUGGUGUGGUGAAGCCCAAGGGAAAGAAGAAGGGCAAGGUUUUCGUUGAUGAUCCGGAGGGUAUGGCGACUAUUCUUGCUAUUGUCAAUGCGGAGAAGGAAGGCCAGAUCGAGUCCAAGAUGAUGAAGGCUCGUCAGUUGGAAGAGAUUCGGGAAGCCAAGUUGAAGGAGGCUGAGGCCAGGCAAGCGCAGAAGAAAUCCAAGCUGGUAGGUUGA